AAGUAAAAUGGCGGACCUGGCAAACGAAGAAAAACCUGCCAUUGCUCCACCUGUCUUUGUAUUUCAGAAGGAUAAAGCACAGAAGUCCCCUGGAGAGCAGAAAGCUUUGUCGGAUUCAGGAGAGGACCCCCAGGGAGAGGUUGAGCCCCCUUACCAUGGUCUGGGUCACACAGAACCAGCUGGUGAGUGUGACUUUGAACACCCUACUCCUGCUGUGGCCUCAGUCAUUGCUACCCUGAGUCCUGCUUCUGAAGCCCAGCUUGCUCCUAUUCACCAAGAACUGGCAGGGAGAUCUGGAGAUGGAUCAAGUCCAGAAGAUGGAGAUGAAUCUGAUCGAGAGGAUGGAAGUUACUGUCCACCUGUAAAACGUGAGAGAACUUCAUCUUUGACUCAGUUCCCUCCUUCUCAGUCAGUAACAAAGAACAAUGUCUUUAUGCCGUCAAGUUUCUGUGAACCCUCUACAGGCAAUUCUGACUCAGAACCAGAGGAAAAGAGCAGUGGAUUCCGGCUUAAGCCACCAAUACUUAUCCAUGGUCAGGCACCUAGUGCAGGUCUCCCUAGCCAGAAACCGAAGGAACAGCAGCGAAGUGUGCUCCGUCCAGCAGUUUUACAGGCACCACAGCCAAAAGCUUUCUCACAGAUGGUUCUCAGCAGUGGCACCAAUGGUGUAAAUAUCCCCCCAGAUUCUGCAGCCAUAUCAGAAUCACCAAGUGAUGCAACACUGAAAAGUUCCAACUCUGAAGACAAGGUACCACAAUGUCAGAAAAAGGAGUCCAACAAUACUUCAGAUGAUGACAGCUGUGAGAAGGCUGAACUAAAUGCACACCAAGCAUUUGUUUUUGGGCAAAAUUUAAGAGAUAGAGUUAAGCUAGGAGAUGAAAGCGAUGAAACUACUGAUGUGCAGAAUGCUGGUCUUCUGACAUCAGAUAUACCUUCUGCAACAAACUAUUUUCUACAGUACAUCAGUUCCAGUGUAGAGAACUCUACGAACAGUGCAGAUGCGUCUAGCAACAAGUUUGUUUUUGGACAGAACAUGAGUGAGCGAGUCCUAGUGAGUAUCCACUAUAGUCCACCAAAAUCAAAUGAAGGUAGUACAGAGAGUAAUAAGGAGAAUGCUUCUACAGAGUCUGGGUCAGAAUCGUCUUCUCAGGAGGCCACACCAGAAAAAGCUAAUAAUAUUUCAGAAUCACUGGCAGAGUCUGCAGCAGCCUAUACAAAAGCAACAGCAAGGAAGUGUUUAUUAGCGAAGGUAGAAGUGAUUACUGGGGAGGAAGCUGAAAGUAACGUGUUACAGAUUCAGUGCAAGCUGUUUGUAUUUGAUAAAAGUUCUCAGUCUUGGGUGGAAAGAGGUCGAGGGCUCCUGAGACUCAAUGAUAUGGCCUCAGCAGAUGAUGGAACAUUACAGUCUCGACUGGUGAUGAGGACUCAGGGGAGUCUCAGGUUAAUCUUAAAUACCAAGCUCUGGGCUCAGAUGCAGAUUGAUAAAGCCAGUGAGAAGAGUAUCCGGAUCACUGCCAUGGAUACAGAGGACCAAGGAGUUAAAGUUUUUCUUAUAUCAGCAAGCUCUAAAGAUACAGGGCAGUUGUAUGCUGCAUUGCACCAUCGGAUCUUGGCCUUGCGCAGUAGAGUGGAACAAGAGCAAGAAGUCAAGAAUGUAGCACCUGAGCCAGAGGUAACACAGUCAAAUGAGGAAGACAGUGAUGAUGAUGUCAUUGCACCUUCAGGAUCAGUUGGAAGUGGUCCUAAUGAUGAAGGUGAUGGGCAGAACACUGGCAGCACAUAGCAGAUGUGAGCCAAUCUGCUUGCAAGGCUGCUAUGAACACCAUCUUGCAGGCGUCUCUGGAUACCCCAGGCCAGCAAUUACUUCAGGCGGUGUUGAAAGCUCCAAGACUUAAGAACUGUGCAUCUCUGUUCUGUUUGUUUGGGUUUUUGGUCUGGAUCAGUAGAUUCCACACACAAAAAAAAAAAAAAAAAAAGCAGCAGACUUGGAAGCUACCUGAAUGUGGUUUGGGACGUUGAAAGCUCAUCAUAUUGAUGAGCAAAAAAAAAAAAAAACAAAAAAACCAACCCUAAAACAACAAAAACACAAAAUGCAACCACCCCCAACCAUUUUCCCUCUUUCUUGUAAUUAAAAUGGCACAUUACAGCUUGUCACAGCUUUUCAUUGGGACCUUUUGGCUGUUUCUUCAGUAGUUCAUGUCUUGCAGGUCUCCAAGAUAGAACUUUUCAACACGGUUCCAACUUGAAUUCUGCUUUUAUAACCCCUACUCUCCUUUAUGCAGGGAAACCUGGUUCUCAUCAGCUCCUAUGCUCACUGGCUGCCCUUUUGGGUUCCUUUUUUUUUUGUACUGCAGAUGGGGCAGAUUAUGUUUUUACCUUUUAAUCCCAACAUAGGUUGUGGAUGUGGACACCAUUGUUUGCUGUCUAGUGGGUUUGUAAACAGAAAGAAAGAAAACAUUGUGUUUCACCAGAAAAGCUUUUUUAAUGUGAUAAUAAGAAACUUUAAAGUCUGCAGGAUGUUUUGCUGACUCCUUUUUUCUUCCCAUUUCAUUAUUAUUUUUUGGGGAUUUGUAUUGUGGUGAGACUUUUUUAUUUUAGCUUUUCAAUAAGAUGCUCUUGUGUGUUGAAAAAGUGAAAUUAUUGUUUUGUACUGUUCUUUUCUGUUACUAUUUAAGGGAGAGCUAAGCCACUAUAUAUAAUAGAUGUUGCAUACAAUUUUUCUUAGAAAAUGUUACGUUUUUGUGGCUACAGUAAAAUGCAGGAGGCAUACAAAUUACACCUUCAGAAAAGGUAAUGACAAAACAGCUGUUAGCCCUUGGAAGAAUAAAAUAGGCUCUUGUAAUGAGCUCUGCCAGCCAUUAAAAUAAAUCUAUAUAAUAAAGCAGCUCUCAUGUAAUGGCUUGAUUCAACAAGCCAUUUAAGCACUUGCCUGACUUAACUGUAUGUGGAUAAUCUUACUGAAGUCAAUGCAAUUUUUCAUGCUUAAAGUUGAGGACAUUUUUAAAUAUCUUGCUGAAUUAAUGGCCUUAAAUAGAAAAUUUAACUUCUAACCCUUCCUGUCCCUAUUCCAUUUACUGAAGUCUUGCAGCAUGAAGAAAAAGGUAAUACUGCCAGCCUUGAGUAGUUUGGGCUAAAGGUUAUUGUAUUCUGUUCCACCACAAAUAAAAGGAAGAAUGUGUUUUUCUGUGUGAAAUUCUGAAGUACACCAACUGUAACCAUAA
Messenger RNA from Cyanistes caeruleus (blue tit), 3221 nucleotides. RefSeq names its product RAN binding protein 3 (gene RANBP3). The record is from RefSeq and is a predicted model, not a curated record. Gene Ontology annotation, biological process: protein export from nucleus. NCBI's taxonomy places the organism in Eukaryota, Metazoa, Chordata, Aves, Passeriformes, Paridae.